CCGUGAUUGAUUCUAUGCUAACAGCCAAUGUCAUGUUUCACAUUCUGGUUCUUACCAACCCUACAAUAUUCAUCAUUCCAUGAUCCUGUAGGUCCUAGAAUUACAGUUCCAAGGAGUCUUCGGUGGGCAGCUUGUGGAGCAGUGUCAGUGAGUUCAACAUCUGCAUUGCUGGUUCGCCUCUUCAGUCCUGAAUGUGAACCCCAGAAUAUAGCAGCUUACGACAAGAAGUAGAUGCAUCCCUCUGUCUGGUUCAACAAUUGUCCGCUAGGACAAACUUCCUAUAAUGUUUGUUUCUUUGCCAGUGAAGUGAUGAAACCGUAGAUUACUUCCUGAGAGGUGUAUGAGAAUUGAUGUAGUGGUCGAAUAGAGCUAGGGGGACCUUGGUAUUGCAUGUAGUCAAUCAGUAAUUGCCUCACUUUUUUAACCUAUGUGCACGGAGGAACAUAUCCAUCAUUUUUUUUUUUU
Molecule: messenger RNA, 465 nt
Organism: Rubroshorea leprosula
Lineage: Eukaryota; Viridiplantae; Streptophyta; Magnoliopsida; Malvales; Dipterocarpaceae
Source: the annotation of a GenBank genome assembly